Molecule: messenger RNA, 714 nt
Organism: Rhipicephalus sanguineus (brown dog tick)
Lineage: Eukaryota; Metazoa; Arthropoda; Arachnida; Ixodida; Ixodidae
Product: zinc finger BED domain-containing protein 5-like
Exons: 1
Coding region: 1-714 (237 amino acids)
Source: RefSeq, a predicted model, not a curated record
AUGCAACAUGUUGUCAAAGUCGUGAACAGUGUAAAGGCAAGGCCUAAGGCCAGUCGCCUCUUCAAGGUACUGUGCGAGGAGAUGGGUGCCGAGCACCAACACCUGCUCCUGCACACCGAGGUGCGUUGGUUGUUGAGCGGAAAAGUGCUCGCAAGGGUGCUCGAGCUUAGAGAGGAGCCGAGUCUUUUUUUGGCAGAAGAUAGGGCCCUCGGAGAUCCUUUUCAGGACUCUUCUUUUGUGGCAAAGCUUGCUUAUCUGUGUGACCUGUUUGAGCACCUGAACCAUCUUAACAGCAGCAUGCAGGGGAUGGGCACUAAUGUGGUCUCUUCUGGGGACAAGGCAAGAGGCUUCUGUAAAAAGCUUCAAAGUUGGUUGAGCCGGGUAAACAGAGGCGACUAUUCGUUUAAGCUGCUCGGUGGUCUUGCAGGCUCUGGAAUAGUAUCUGGAAGUGACAAAGCCACCAUCACGGCCCAUCUGAGCACAUUAAGGUGCCACAUUAAGGACUACUUCCCAGAAUCUGCCCCGGACACAUGGCUUGUGGCCCCUUUUGAGGCUGGCGUAGCUUGCUUUACAUAUGAAUGUGUCGAAGCUGAAAAUGAGCUGAUGGAGCUCCAGGAAAACACAGUGAUGAAGGCAAAGUUUGCCACUGUGAGCCUCGAGGCAUUUUGGUUGGGGACUGCAGAAUGUUCCCCCUUCUCCACGAGAUGGCUGUAA